Messenger RNA from Naegleria fowleri, 1884 nucleotides. RefSeq lists its product as uncharacterized. The transcript has a single exon. The record is from RefSeq and is a predicted model, not a curated record. Gene Ontology annotation, molecular function: cation binding; protein serine/threonine phosphatase activity. Gene Ontology annotation, biological process: protein dephosphorylation. The coding region runs from base 1 to 1884 and encodes 627 amino acids. Lineage: Eukaryota; Heterolobosea; Eutetramitea; Acrasida; Naegleriidae.
AUGUCACCACAAGAGAAGCAUGGCAGAGGAGAUUCAACAAUCGCAUCAUCUCCCUCCUCUUCUUCUUCUUCGGUUGUAAAAACAAAACAUACAUCGACAACAACAACAACCUCCUCCUCCUCUUCAAACAAACCAUUUCAAUUGGUCAAUCAAAUCGAUCAAUUACUCGUCAAAGAAGAAGACCCAAUAUCAUCACCACUCAUUAUUAAUAUCAUGGAUCAAGUAUCGGAUAUGAUGAAAUUAAAUAGUAGUAAUGAUAAAGUAGUACUACUACUCGAAGACGAUGAUCAUCGUUCCGAAGAAGUAGUACUGAAUAAUAACAAUUCCAUCACCAUCACCACCGAAAGUAAAACCUAUGAAAUAACCACCACCACCGAAUCAUCACCCAUCAGCAGCAGCAACACUGUCCCUCCUAAAACUACGACCUCCAACAAUACCAUCAAUUCCACCACAACUCCCACCACUUCAACGACCACUUCCUCCUCUCCAACUCCCACCAUUACCAUUAUCAAUUCCAAUUCUGUGACCAUUCAAUCCUCCUCUCCCAGUAGUUCGACCUAUGAAAACAUUGAACGAAUGACUUCUCAACGCAAUCAACGAAAAUCUGAAAUGAAACGAAAGAGUAAGAAUGCAAAUACCAUGUCCAUACGAAUGGAACCUAUUCAAAGUGAACUUUUAGAAAAUGAUUGGCUUCUUGCUGGAUAUGCAGAAAAACAAGGACGAAGAUCCACCAUGGAAGAUGCAUUGGUUUGUGAAUUGACUUUUCGACAACAUGAACAUGUUCAAUUUGAAAACAAGUAUGAAUCCUUUGUUGGAAUUUACGACGGACAUGGAGGAUCCAGUACAUCCAAAUUAGUUUCAGAAACACUUCAUUUGGUAUUUAAAGAGAAAUUGAAUCAAUAUGAACAAUUUUUAGAAAUGAAGAGAAUAUUACAAGAAGAAGAGGAAGAAGAGAACGAGGAAACAUUAAGGAUGUCGUCCACUACUACUACUGCUACUACUACUACUACUACUACUACAAAUGGUACGACUCUUACUCAAACAAGUAAUGGUACACCACACAACUACAUUCGUAGUGGCAGUAAAUAUUUCGGACUAUUGAAUGAAAAGGAAAGAUUGCAAGUUCAGGAAGGACAUUCCAUUCUCACUCGAGAAGAAUUAAUUGAGGCUGCCACUGAAAAGGCUUUAUCACUCGUCAAGUAUUUGAAUGAACAUUUACAAUUUAAGGAGAAGGAACAAAAAACAGAGGAACAAUCCAUCGAUGUUUUGGAUGUUCAUACUCUCUCGACCAUGAGUCGACGUGAAAUUAUUCCAUUAUUGAUUCGAGAGACAUUUUUAGAAGUUAAUGAAAAUAUUUGUAAAGGUCAAGAUACUCGAGAUGGAAGUACAGCCAGUGUGGUCUACAUACCAUAUGUGGAAGAAAGAACUCUCUUUGUGGGUAAUGUUGGAGAUUCAAGAGUAGUGCUGUGCAGAAGUGGUGAACCUAUUCGAUUGACAGUGGAUCAUCGUCCAAGUGAAAUUGACGAAAGAAGACGUGUCAAAGAUGCAGGUGGUACCAUUUAUGGUAAUCGAGUGAAUGCAUGUUUAGCAGUGACAAGAGCCAUUGGUGAUAAAUCUUUACAUCCCUAUGUCAUUAGUGAUGCUAGUACGAUGGUUGUUGAUUUAAUGUUUGAUCGAGAUGAAUUUCUUGUCAUUGCAUGUGAUGGAUUGUGGGAUUAUGUGAGUGAAGAGGAUGUUGUCAAGACAGUGCGAUUUGAAAAUGAUCCUGUGCAGGCGAGUAUUAUUUUGAGAGAUUUAGCCUAUGACAAGGGAAGUACGGAUAACAUUUCAGUCAUUGUGGUGAGAUUUAAACCAAAUGUUUUACAAGAGUAUUUGGAUCAAUAA